AAGACAGUCAGUCACAAAGUCAGACACACGGGCAGUUUUGCUGUUGUGUCUUCCGUAAAGAGGAUAGUGGUGCAACUGAGUGAAUAGUGACCCGGGUCAAAGAUCAAAGGUCAAUGUCACGCGGAGGAACGAUGGAGUCCCCCCUGAUGGGGCUCCUGGGUGUGCUGAUUGCCGGCCUUCUCUACCACACGUGCGUCAUUGCUCAGGACGACAACCAGGCCUGCUAUGCCACCGUCGGAGAGCCGUACACCCAUUUUGGCACCAAGACGCCGUACUCUGUGGUGCUAAACAAAGAUGACUCGGAAGUCAAGUUCCCCGGCUGUCGACCGGCCCAGUUUUGGCUCACGGCUCGUCACGGUACCCGGUACCCGGGUGAGGACGACAUCGAACUGAUGGCACGCCGUCUGCCGGAGCUGCAGCAAACGGCGCUGAAAAACGCGGCAGAGGGCAGAGGCGAGCUGUGUGAACAGGACCUAACCAACAUCCGUUCCUGGAGCCUGGCCUUUGACGUGUCGGUGGAGAACAACCUGACGCCGUCCGGAGAGCAGGAGCUGUUUGAUAUGGCAAAGCGGUUCCAGCGCCGCUUCCCCACGCUGCUGGGGCCGCCCUACAGCCCGGAGAAACACAAGUUUCAGAGCACCGUGAAGCAGCGUGCCCGGGAGAGUGGCCGGUUUUUCGCCAAGGGCCUGUUCGGAGACCAGCCGGUGGAGUUCCCAAAGUCGGAGAAAAAUCAUCCGCUGCUGCAG
Messenger RNA from Amphibalanus amphitrite, 746 nucleotides. Its product is annotated as multiple inositol polyphosphate phosphatase 1-like. The record is from RefSeq and is a predicted model, not a curated record. The transcript has 5 exons. The annotation marks the transcript as partial. NCBI's taxonomy places the organism in Eukaryota, Metazoa, Arthropoda, Thecostraca, Balanomorpha, Balanidae. Gene Ontology annotation, molecular function: inositol phosphate phosphatase activity; acid phosphatase activity.